AUGAUCUCAGCCACUCUCAAACGAUCAAUUUCAGCUCUUAAACAACGAUUUGCUGAUGUGAUUCCUGAAACACGUGAACGCCUUGCCCGUCUCAGGAAAGAGCACGGCAACAAAGUUCUGGGGCCAAUUACAAUAGAGCAGGUCAUAGGAGGAAUGAGAGGGAUAAAAGGAUUAAUGACGGAAACAUCAAAGUUGGACGCAUUCAAAGGGAUCAAGUUCAGAGGGCUCACCCUUCCAGAAUGUCAAGUACGUUUGCCAAUGAUUUUUCACUUACUCCCUCAGUGAGUGAACAAAAAAAUUUUUGUUCACUUACGGGGGUUAAUUUUUUUUUUUUAAAAAAAUUUAUAUAUAAAUUUUAUAAAAAAAUAUUUUUUUCGAAAUUUAAAAAAAACCUAAUUCGCAAAAUUUUGAAAGCAAAUAUUAAUUUAAUUUAUGUUUUAAAAAGCAAUUCGUUUAAAUUAAACAGAAUUAGCUCUAGAUUUCAUUAUACUAAUUAUCAUUUAUAUAUAAAUUUUUUUUUUUCCAUAAAAAAUUUUUCUAUUAAAAAAAUUUUUGUUCACUCACGGAAGGUGGGUUUUUGGGUAAAAAAUAGGGAUUUUUCUAAUGGUUUUGUUCACUCACGGAGGGGGGGAGUUAAAAAAAUUCGCCCUUUAUGUUUUUUUUUUUUUUAAAAAUUAAUAAAUUAUUUUUUUUAGAGAAAUUUUUAAACAAAAAUAAAAGGAGCCUUUUGCCAUCAGCUAAGCGUGAACCAUUACCUGAGGCAAUGUUUUAUCUCUUAAUCACAGGGGAAGUCCCUUCUAACAGUGAUUGUGAUAUUCUGGUACGAGAAAUUGCAGAGCGUUCUGAAACCAUCCCAGAACAUACAGUUCGUAUAGUGAAUUCUCUGCCACAGCACAUGCAUCCAAUGAAUCAAUUAAGUAUUGGUGUUCUUUCUUUGCAAACUGAAAGUAAUCCUUCUGCAAAUUCUUGAAGCAGUCUCAUAUUGGCUCAAAUUUAUUUUCUAUAAAAUAGUAUAUUUCCUUUAUUAAUAAAGAAAAUGAAUUAAAUUAAAAGAAAAUAAAAUUUGUAAGAGCUUAUAAUGCUGGAGUUAAAAAAGAGAACUACUGGGAAUAUGUCCUUGAAGACUCACUCGACUUAAUUGCAAGAAUUCCUAGAAUAGCUGCUAUGAUAUAUAGAAAUACUUAUAAAGACAGAAGACUUGGCCCUACCGACCCAAGUUUAGACCUCAGUGCAAAUUUCAGCAAAAUGAUGGGAUUUGAAAACGAGCAUUUUUGGGAGCUUAUGAGACUUUAUUUAAGCCGAUUUCCAAUAAAUAAAAGAAUUUUUAUUUUUUUUUUUAAAAAAUGGAAAAUUAUCAUAAAAUGAUAUAACAAUCCAUUGUGACCAUGAAGGAGGAAAUGUGAGUGCCCAUGCCACACAUUUGGUUGGCUCUGCUUUAAGCGACCCAUAUCUAGCCUACUCAGCUGGUCUUAAUGGUCUUGCAGGCCCUCUCCAUGGCUUAGCUAACCAAGAAUGCUUGAAAUUUUUGCUAAAACUCCAAGAAAAAACAGGCCAAAACCCAACUGAAGAAGUAGUUGAAAAAUUCGUUAAAGAAAUUUUGGCCAGUGGACAGGUCAUUCCUGGAUAUGGACAUGCCGUUUUAAGAGUAACUGACCCUAGAUUUGUAUGCCAGAUGGAGUUCGCCAAGCGUGUCAUGCCUAAAGAUCCUUUAUGUAAACUAGUGGCUACCCUUUAUAAAGUAGUCCCAAGAGUAUUAAAAGAAGCAGGGAAAGCUGCAAAUCCGUAUCCAAAUGUGGAUGCACACUCUGGGGCACUUUUGGUCUAUUUUGGGAUGAGGGAAUUUGAUUUUUAUACAGUGCUUUUUGGGGUUUCCAGAGCUAUAGGAGUUUCUGCAGGACUGGUGUGGUCAAGAGCUCUUGGGCUACCUAUAGAGCGACCUAACAGUUUGACGAUGGCAAAUAUAGAAGAAUAUGUCAGCAAAAGCACUCUAGCUUAG
Messenger RNA from Blepharisma stoltei, 1996 nucleotides. NCBI's taxonomy places the organism in Eukaryota, Ciliophora, Heterotrichea, Heterotrichida, Blepharismidae. The record is from the annotation of a GenBank genome assembly.